Oldenlandia corymbosa var. corymbosa is the source of this 2139-nucleotide messenger RNA. The record is from the annotation of a GenBank genome assembly. NCBI's taxonomy places the organism in Eukaryota, Viridiplantae, Streptophyta, Magnoliopsida, Gentianales, Rubiaceae.
CUGGGCUAAAAUUGAAAUGCUAACUGAGAUUUAGCCAUUUCAGGUACAGCUUUUAAUAUACUCAAAAACUGAGAGAUGAAACUGAAUCUAACCUCAAAGCUGAGGGGCCAACUCAGUGAUUUACACUAAAAUAAAAUAAAAGCUUCCAUUCAUUUCCUUCUCAUUCCACAUCUUCUUCCAGGCUUCUUGUGCAGGAACAUGCAAAUCAACACCACAUCCUCCUCUUUCUAAAAUCUAAAACCUCACACAAACAGACAUAAAUACACAUCUCCAAUGCUACAGAGCCUACAAAACAACCAACAUCGAUCGUUUAUUCCUUUAAUUCCCCUCCUUGAACCCAUCGUUAUAUUCUUUACGUUGGACCUAAAUAAAACCAUCACCACCUUCCCACCUUUGAAUGAUUAGGAAAAAUUAAACAACCCUUUAAUUUCUUCUUUUUGCUUCACGUUUUCUCCAUUUCUUUUCGCACCUGCAGAAAUGAAGCUCCCAUCAUGGAUAUCAUCAUCGUGUUCCUCCGAAACAGCAACUUCCAUAGCAAAACACUCCAUGAUUAAUAGUAUUCCGGCUCAAAAAUCUGUUCUGUUUUCAGAUUCAAGCAGUUUUUCCGACAUUAAUCAAGGCAACGGAUCAUCAUCAUCAUCAUCAUGUUCUUCAACCUCACAAGACUCAAGCGAUAGUAAUAGCAGCCUGCAGAGCAGUCUAUCCAUCGCCACUCACCCAUCCAUCCCAUCCCUCCAAAAGCUCUCCCCUGAAUCCUUCAACCUCUCCGUCAAAACCCUCUCCAUUACAUCCCUCAAAAGCCCCGAAAACGCCGCCAUCGUCAACUCCCUCCAAGUCCACGACAACCUCCUCUUCGCCGUGUCCGGCAGCCAAGUCAGUGUCUUCGAUGUUAACAACAAUCUCCAACUCCUCCACACUUUCAACAACCCUCAUAACAAGAAGGAACCUUCUCCUUCUUCUUCUUCUCCACGUGGGUCCAUUAAAUCUCUAGCCUUUAUUGAUGGGAAAAUCUUCACCGCCCAUCAAGACUGUAAAAUCCGUGCUUGGGAAUUAAAACCAAAGCAACAACAGUACUACAAGCAGAUUGCCACACUCCCGACAAUGGAGGAUUUCUUCAGGAAUUUCAUAUUACCAAAGAAUUACAUCAAAGUCCGGCGUCACAAGAAGAAAUUGUGGGUCCAACAUUUCGAUGCGGUCUCAAGCUUAGCCGUGGAUAAUAAUAAUUUGUUGUACUCUGUUUCUUGGGACAAAUAUUUGAAGAUUUGGAGUGGGAAAGAUUUCCGUUGCCUGGAAUCAAUCAAAGCCCACGACGACGCCAUUAACGCCAUCGUUGUAUCUCACGACGGUUUAGUUUAUACGGGGUCUGCGGAUAAGAAGAUUAAAGUUUGGGGGAAGCCGUUAGGGGAGAAGAAGAACGUUUUGAUUGCGACUCUGGAGAAGCACAAAUCGGCGGUGAAUGCGUUGGCGUUGAGUUCGGACGGGUCGGUUUUGUUCUCCGGGUCGAAUGACCGAUCCAUAUUGGUUUGGGAAAAGGAGGACAGUGCGAAUCAUAUGGUGGUCUCGGGUGCAUUGAGGGGUCACGGUAAGGCCAUCCUGUGCUUGAUCCAUGUGUCGGAUUUGUUGUUCAGUGGAUCCGCUGAUCGUACGGUUAGGAUUUGGCAUCGGGCUUUUGACGGACGUUAUUGUUGUUUGACGGUGUUGGAGGGGCAUGCUAAGCCGGUGAGAUCCUUGGCGGCGGCUGAGGGCGAGGUUGGUGGUGGGAUGACGGUGUUUAGUGGGAGUUUUGACGGGGAGAUUAAGGUUUGGAAGGUUGUGGUUUCGUCCGAUUUGAAAACAAGCGAAGAAUCUGAGGACUACUGAAGCGAUGAAAUCCAGGGCCGGAGAUUAAGAAAAAAAAAAGAAGACAAAAAGAAUAAAAUAGUUAGCUUUCGUGUAUUAGAGACAGACAAUAUUGUUCUAUUUUGCAUGUAUAGACUUUUGGUACACGAAAACUUGACCUUGUUUUUUUUCUGUGGUUGAGUGUUUCUUUUAAUUCAAAUUUAUAUAUCAUUAAACUGAUUUUUAUGUACAUAUUCGUUUUUCUUCUCAAACUUAGAUUUUGUGUGUUAUAUAUAUAUAUAUCUCUUAUAUGAAUUUAAA